Molecule: messenger RNA, 4229 nt
Organism: Pungitius pungitius (ninespine stickleback)
Lineage: Eukaryota; Metazoa; Chordata; Actinopteri; Perciformes; Gasterosteidae
Product: protein phosphatase 1L
Exons: 4
Coding region: 1225-2316 (363 amino acids)
Biological process (GO): positive regulation of canonical Wnt signaling pathway; positive regulation of canonical NF-kappaB signal transduction; peptidyl-threonine dephosphorylation
Cellular component (GO): nucleus; cytosol
Molecular function (GO): protein serine/threonine phosphatase activity; cation binding
Source: RefSeq, a predicted model, not a curated record
AUGCCUGCUACCGGAGCCCUCUGAAUGCUACCGGGUACCUUCAAUUAAAUGUGUGAUACUGGUGACUGUUUCAGUUAGGUUUCCUCCAUUUGUGUCUGUGUUUGUGUGUGAGAGUAUGGAUUGUGAUCAUUGGUGUGUCAGAGUAAUAUUACUGCAGAAAGCCACCAGGUGACAGUGCUGGGUAAAUGCAUGUUGUAACGACAUCUGAACAAAAGCCUCGCCUCACACAAGUAUUAUUAUGUUAAAUGAACGAUUAUUGCAUCGUAGCCCUUUAUAUAAAAAAUGAAAUUGUAAAGCAUGUAUAGCCACUGUAUUUGUGUGCAUGGAGUACAUGGAGUGCGUGUACGUUGAAACCAAAAGCCAGCGUGGCCGUACAAUGUGGACACUUAUUUUAAUUUGAUAUCAGUCUGGUAUCAUAUUACAGUGGAUCAUAUCAUAUUAUAGUAGAUGAUAUCACCCUUCCAUUCCGCAGUAUGAGUUUGCAGCUGCGCAAUUUACGUCAUAAAGGAUGUCAGUGGCAAAAGAUCUACUUCCGCCAUAUACUUUCAAAAUAAAACGCCGAAUUAAAUACGAUCCUUUGUGCUCCCCCCAGUUGGCCUCGUUUUAUGUUUUGCUUUAUUAAGACAUCCACGGUAGACCGCCGGUGCUGCACUCGAUCGGCGGUGGUUUGACACAACCUCAACAAUGGAGAUAGGUGUCGGGACAAUGCUUAGUUGACGCGGAGAUCGGACACGAGAGAAGACGCGGGGGCAGCGGCGGCUAAGGAGGACACCCCCAGUCAUAUCGUCGAAACCACCGCCCCCCCCCCCCCUCGCUCCCUAGACCCCGGUAUUGACAUGCCGCUCGGCGGGGUGGGUGUAGCCCGACAUACCAGCCACCCUACAAUGGGCUGUGUGCCAUCGGCUCAACUCGGAGAAUCCUCUUGCAGCUGCCGAAGAUAGGACCGAGGCAUCGGACCGAGUCGGUGACGGUGGCCUGUCCGCUCUUGUCCUGCGCUUCUCGGCCCGGUGUCUGGCAGCGUGCCGCGCGCGGUGCGCAUUGGCGGGUGGAGUAGGAAGAAAAAAAGAAAAGAAAAACAGGCCUCCGUGAGACCCCCCCCCCCCCAUUUUUUAGAUGUCGAAACUGAGUCUUCUUCAAACAGCGUGGUCGCGAGUCGGUUUUUGUUGGAUGGAGUGAAUCGUGCAGAAAGGGGACAGACAACAGAGCGCAGUUCGGUCGCGUGUGAUGAUAGGAGACACAAUGACGCUCUUGUCUCUUCUGGGUCGGAUCAUGCGUUAUUUUCUCCUCAGGCCGGAGACAUUGUUCCUGCUUUGCAUAAGUCUGGCGCUGUGGAGCUACUUCUUCCACACGGACGAGGUGAAAACCAUCGUCAAGUCCAGCCGGGACGCCGUGAAGAUGGUGAAGGGGAAAGUGGCGGAGAUGAUGCAGAACGACCGGCUGGGAGGCCUCAGCGUCCUGGACGCCGAGUUCUCCAAAACCUGGGAGUUCAAGAACAACAACGUGGCCGUGUACUCCAUACAGGGGAGGCGGGAUCACAUGGAGGACCGCUUCGAGGUGCUCACCGACAUCGCCAACAAGAGCCACCCGUCCAUAUUCGGGAUAUUUGACGGUCACGGUGGAGAGGCUGCGGCUGACUAUGUGAAGGCCCACCUGCCAGAAUCCCUGAAGCAGCAGCUGCAGGCCUUUGAGAGAGAGAAGAGAGAGAGCGCCCUCUCUUACGGCAGCAUCCUCGAGCAGCGCAUCCUCACCGUGGAUCGGGAGAUACUGGACAAGCUCUCUGCCAACCACGAUGAAGCAGGAACGACAUGCCUAGUAGCCCUGCUGUCAGACAGAGAACUAAUAGUGGCAAACGUGGGAGACUCCCGCGGCGUCUUGUGUGACAAAGAUGGAAACGCCGUUGCACUGUCACACGACCACAAGCCGUACCAGCUGAAAGAGCGCAAGAGGAUCAAGAGGGCAGGAGGUUUCAUCAGUUUUAAUGGGUCCUGGAGAGUCCAGGGGAUCCUGGCUAUGUCCCGCUCUCUAGGGGACUACCCACUUAAAAACCUCAACGUAGUCAUCCCCGACCCCGAUAUCAUGAGCUUUGACAUGGACAAGCUGCAGCCCGAGUUCAUGAUCCUGGCCUCAGAUGGCCUGUGGGACGCUUUCAGCAACGAGGAGGCCGUCCGGUUCGUCCGCGAGCGCCUGGACGAGCCUCACUUCGGCGCCAAGAGCAUCGUCCUGCAGUCUUUCUACCGCGGCUGCCCCGACAACAUCACCGUCAUGGUGGUGAAGUUCAAAAGUGGCGCUGGGGGGAGCAGUAAGGCGGGGGAGUAGGUCAGAGUAAAGAUCGGGGCUCGCAUUGUGAUCAAUUGUUGCUCAUCAAUGAUUUCCCACAACUUGUGAGUGUGAGGUGAGGACUGGAGGAGGUCUAAGUAUGGACACUGAAUACCAAACAUGUGUGCGCACAUACAGACGCACAUGCAAAACACUCAUAACAAUAACCAGGUAAUGUUUGACUUUGUGUGUAGGUUUUGGAUUGACACAAGGGCAUUAACACAAUGCACACUUCUCAUAACCAUCUGUUCAAUUAAUGAUAAAUGCAUCAAAUUGGAAGAAAAAAAAAAAGCAGUGAAGAUGCAUUAACACAGAUAGACUGCAGUCUCUUUCUCUCAACCAGCACACGUUAGACUGUGAUUGAAUGACUUGUUUGCUGUACAUUCAUAUAUAUGGUGAAGCUCCACUGGAGACUUCUUCAAAGAAGGCUUCAACUAGUGCCUACCUAAGAAACACUAGCUACUAACAUGCAUUUGCGAUUACCCCCUCCCUGCUUGCUGCAUUUUGAUGAUUAAUGUAUGCGUCUGUCACAUGGCCUGGGAAAUGUUGUCAAAUACAAAAAGACUCCAGUGGAUCUAUAGCUUUUUUUUUUUGGACUUGAAGUGAUGCUGCGCCUAAAAUCUAACUCUUGAGGGUCAAAUAUUCACCAUCUGCAGAAUUGAGAGGUAGCUCUUAACCAUAGUUUUGUCUUCUGGCUGCAUUCAGCUUGGAAGAGGCUUUGACCAAUCACAGGUCCCACUACUUCUCUUUGGGUUUGAUUUUGUUAAACAUUUAUGGUGCUUGCACAUCUAUUACAAAGAACUGUCUUUAAGUUAAAACAGACAUUGUAAAUGUUUAAGAAGGAAACCUGAGUGAAUGUCAUUCCAUUUAGUAAUAAUGUAAGUAAACGGAAUUAGUAAUACAUUUUUACUUAGCAUUUUUAAAGGACUUAAAUGUAGAUUUGAAAAAUCAAUUUAUACCUGUAACAACUUUCUUAAAUGUAUUAAUUAUUUAUAUUUGAACAAAGACAAAAUGAAUCCAUGUGUGUAAGUGAGGACGUGUUUGUGGUAAACUGCAAUAGGAAGUUAAACCAAUGAAUGAGUUGAGGGUAUCGUUGAUGCCGCCUUCAUCAUUGAAGGCUAUAAAACUGCAAUAUUUUACUUCCGCUUUUCACUUGCAGACUGUUAAUGAUUCUCAGAAGAGAGAUUCUUGGUGGAGUAUUACUUCAACGCAUGCAAACAGACACACCAUUAUUAGGAAUGAUGAAUUACCAGCCAAUGUAAAUUCUCUCCAUCCUCAGAAAUGCAAGAGGGUUGUGUAUGUAUAACUCAUACCUUAGUUUUAUGGAGCUAAAGUGUUCCACCAAAGUUGUUUUUAGACCCUCUGUAUCAGCAUGUUCUUCUGCUUAUUCAUGUUCACCAACAAAGUACAUGUUCACAGCGACAAUGGUGCCUGCUUUUUGACCUGGGAAGCGCACGAAACAUGAGGUGCAUGCCCCCCCCCCCCCCCCGACUCCCUGCAAUCACACACACGCCUCAGAAAAGGACUAAAAGCUGACACAUUGUGAACUGUACAACCGGAAUGCGAGUAGCUUAUGAUAUGCUCCUGCAGCAAUACAACAGCAACCUGUGAAACUUUUAUUUGAUGUGGUUCCAUGUUGAAAUGCAUUGUACCACUGUGUUUGUUUAAUGUCCUUUGCAUCAGUUGAAAGACAUCUUUUUUAUUUAGCGGUUUACCGAAUGCCUUAUUUAUUUGAGUUGGAUUUCCAAAUGAGUAUGGUAUAUAAUAUAUUUUGACUUUCUGUAAAUUACCCUUCACUUUUUUUUAAGAGGCAGUUCAUACCUGUUGAACUGAUGCUGUAUGUAAAAAGAAAAUUCAGCUGAGAAAUAUCAGUAUGUACACUGUCAGUAAUAAACUAACUCUUUGAUCUUGAA